This is a messenger RNA of Pygoscelis adeliae (Adelie penguin), 1194 nucleotides long. RefSeq names its product chromosome unknown open reading frame, human C1orf228 (gene ARMH1). The record is from RefSeq and is a predicted model, not a curated record. The transcript has 10 exons. Lineage: Eukaryota; Metazoa; Chordata; Aves; Sphenisciformes; Spheniscidae. Bases 7 to 1194 code for a protein of 395 amino acids.
GAGAUCAUGACUUCUGUCAAAGAGCAGGAAGCCAUCAGGAAGCUCAUGGUUUUCUUGCAGGAAUGGGAUAGUGCCCACAAAGUUGCCCGAAGCCGCAUCCUGGACAACUUCAUUAAAAGCAAUGACGGCAAGACAGAACCAGAGCUGGAGCUGGAGUUCUCCCAGGGAGCCAGCUUGUUUCUGGCUCGCCUAACAGCAUGGCUCAGGAUGACCUACACGUACAGCACGUGCCUCAACAGGCUGCUCAAGUCCGUUGGCAUCUUCUUAUCUGCUGCAAGUGGACGCAGAUACCUUACUGAAUUUCUGGAGAUCGGAGGUGUCUCGAUUCUCCUGGAAGUACUAGGGCUGAACCACCUGAAAGAGGAGGACAAAAGGGAGUCUGUAAAGCUGCUGCAGCUCGUCGCAGACGCUGGCAGGAAGUAUAAGGAGCUCAUUUGUGAAAGCUACGGGGUGCGAUCCCUCGCCGAGUUCUUGGCCACUUCCAAGUCAGCAGAGGCUCAAGAAGACGCCCAGGUUCUGCUGGACUCGUUGGGCCGCGGCAAUCCCAAGUACCAGAACCAAGUCUAUAAAGGUCUCAUUGCUGUGCUGCCGUGUGCCUCCCCCCGUGCCCAGCAGCUGGCUCUGCAGACCCUCAGGGUCCUGCAGGACGUGGUGGGAGAGGCCCCCUCCGUCCUCGUGGAGCCCGUGCUGGGUGUGCUGUGCUCGGUGCACCUGGAGGUCCUGUACGAAGCCAUCCAGCUGCUGAAGGCCCUGAUGGCCCACGAGGUCCGGUCGGCCCUGCUGAAGGGCCUGGUUGCGUUACUGACGCCACCCAGGAAGAAAGCAUUUACCUUCUGCAACAAGACCGCCAAAGAUCCAACCGCACUUUGCCUGAGGGAGCCCGUGCUGGUGUAUAUUCAGCAGGCAGCUGCCGCAAAAGUCAUUGGCGUAUUAGCCAAGGAGUCAGCAGAAGUGGCUGAAGAGCUGAUCCAGCUGAAAGUGGUACAUGGCCUGAUGGUUGCUGUGGGGAACCUGGAUUAUGUGGCCAGCCAGAGACAUGCCAGCAUCUCCCUGGAGGACAGUCCUGAGACCUGGUACACAAAAAUGGAUCCAGUCCAGGCUGAAGAACUGGCCUCCAAUACAGUAGACAUCCCCAGAGACAUAGCAAGGAUGCAGUCCACAGGCAAGUUCCACCCAGCAGGAUCUCAAAAUUGA